AUGAUCACCCGGCAUCGUGCAAAAGCAAUGGCCACGAGGCACAAAAUCAGCCAAGAAAAUUGCAAACUGUUGAGAGGUAAGGAGGCACUCAUCGAGUGGAGUCAGCGACAGACAGUUGGUUACAAGAACGUUCGUGUUACUAACAUGACGACUUCUUGGAGAGAUGGCCUCGCUUUCUGCGCCAUAGUACACAGGUUUAAACCGGACUGCAUGUAAGAAAAUUUCAUUCCCUUCUCUUCUGUUUUUUAUUUUUGGCUUCUGAUUAAACGAUAUCUUAAUCCAAGCAUUUCGAUUUAAUUUGUACGUCUGAGAGACCUACUUGUUGCCGUUUUCGAUUCCGAACAGUUUGCUAAGCAUUCAAACUGAUUGUAAUUUCCAACCAAAAAUUUUUCGCGGUAAAAAAGUGUAGGAAAAUUGGUUUGUUUGACGGCUGUCUACUCAGUAAAUUGUUAUUUUGAUUUCAAACGUAAAUUAAACGUCGAAAAGAAGUGCGAUUUUUUCAGUUUAUUUUGAAGAUUAUUCGGUCGGUCACCAGCCAAAAAAUGACUAAGAUUUCUAGUAAACGUUCUCUUUCAUUUCCUUAACAAACUUUUCAUCACAGCAUGUUUACGAGAAGACUACAUGUUUCUUUAAAGUACUGUUCUUGUCAACAGCUGGCAGAUCAUGUAAUAAAUGAAAAAGAUAAUCGUAUGCUGAAACUGUUCGAACACAACAACAGGAAUUUCAUUUGUAUUUCAAGCGAGCAUGUUUGUUUACUACUAUCUGCCUAUAAUGUACCUGGCAACAUACACGACGUGCAACCUCGCUGUGUUAGAUUAGUGAUCUGCAAAAGUUUAUUACCAAGGUCAAUGUUACUAAUUUCACCAGAAGACCCAGUUUUACGGUCAGACAGGCAAAAGAAUGCUUCUUUAAAAGAAACAACACGUCUUAGCAGCCGACUGAAAAGCGUGAAACAAAAGCAAAACUUAGAGGAUUAAUCUUUCCAUUAAAAUACUCUAAUCGAAAAACUAGUUGAAUCAGAAGAAUCUUGCGUUUUUAACGUCUGCCGUUUAAGUCACAACCACGACUGACGUUUUGAAACCUUUGAGUAACAUCUAUAUUUCAGUUUUUCAAAUAUUUAGUUUUGCUUUUUGCAUCAAAAAUUUGCCGCCAGUGAAACCCCCAAAACAAUGAUCGAAGUUCACAAAUUGGCCUCGAAUUUGCAAGGCCGUAAAUUAGCUGUUAAUCAAGUCAUGUUUUAACAAAUGUAGAUCGUUAACUGGUCUUAAAAUCAAACCUGAGUGUAUGUCAUCACGUUUCUACCAAAUCAGUGUUUUUUCCGUCAUUUUAUUUUUUUUUUAAGUUAUGGUAUGUUUUGACUGGCCCCUUUGCUGUUUACAAAACAGUUAUAUGCUUUUUUCGCCCAGUUUAAAGAUGUUAAAUCGUACUUAUCAUGUUGUCUGUUUUGCUUUCAGCGAUUUUGCCAAUCUCUGCAAGAAUGAUAUGUUAAAAAAUAACGAGUUGGUAAGCGGGUUAAUUAACACACCUUUAUCACACCAUGCAAGUUUGAGCAUUCAAUAUAGGGAAUCUAAAACAUUACCAAGACUAUCCCUGUAUAAAUAAACAGGUUCCGCCAGUUCGUCAUACCUUAUCUCAAAUUUUCGUGUUGCAAUCAGGUUGCCUGAAUCGCGAUAUGCAUCUGUAACCAGAAAUAAUCGAGAAGAUAAUUUUUCCAGCAGUAUGUCGCCUUCAUGCCGAAAAUGAUCAUUAUCAGUCGCGAGAAAACCUGCAUUUGUCUGCUUUAUAGUUUCUUCAUAAUACAUACAGCUAUUUCGAGAAAGGUUGUCGGAAAAAGUGCACGCGACAAUCCCGAAAGGUAUUGUGGGUGGUUUUGAGUUCACUCUUCUUCAAAGAAAUUAAAAGAAUGGCAUGAGAGGCCAUGGACGUAUGUUUGCGAGCUGCUAAACGAAAGCAACAAACGUAAGUUCGACAGCUGCAGUGUCAGGAACGGUGUAUUGAUUAUAUCCCAUGUUACCUUUCGGGAUUGUCGCAUGCAGAUUUUUUCCGACAACCUUUCUCGAAAUAGGUGUAUACUGGUUUUAAACCCUUUCGCCCAAGGUCAAAAGCUGAAAAAGAAAAUGAAAAAUAAAUCCAUUCACUCCGGCAAAGACAUUUAGGAGUCGUGAACUUUCGAAAGUCAUUAUCCUAAUGAGGCCUAAGUAUGCAAAAAUUCUGUCUCAAAACUAUGACAUAAUAGAACGGGAAAAUGUCUAUGCGCAUGCGCCAAAGUACUCGCACUUCUAAACAUGUACUCUUCUCCAAAACCCCUUGCCUUUUUACGUCCAGCGGAUCCCAUAAAAAACCCAAAACAGGCCCUUUUACCUUCUUCUUCUGUAAAAGAUAUCAGUUUGUAAAAUAUUCUCUUUUGUUUGUCAAUAGGCAUUCAGAGUGGCAGAGGAACAGCUUGGUAUCCCGGCCUUGCUGGAUGCGAGUGACCUGGUGUCGAUGGAUGUCCCGGAUGAACUAAGCAUCAUGACUUAUGUGUCGUCUUUGUAUUUUCACCUUAGCAAACUUAACAAUUCAGGUAAACAGAUGCAGCUUGAAGUAAAUUGAAUAAUACCUGCGUGUAACGAAAUUAAUGGUUAAUGAACCUGCUGGCAGAAAUUUUACCAUUUUAACCCAGAAAUAUAGCAACAAAAUCAAGCGGAUUCUUAUACGUGAGUUACAGUCAAAUUUUAAUUUUGAUAAACAUUUAACCAAGGAACUUGCAAAUUUAUAUUACAAGAAAAAUAAUACCAUCUUUACUAACUGUAUUUAUUUAUUUCAUUGUCUUUUUAAUUAUAUUACUCUUGAUAAUAGAGAUAACUAUACAAAUACUUUCAGUUAUUAGUUUUGCUAUACUUAACAAUUAUUCCUCGAGCCCGAAUGGGUUCUGAGUCAGUAGCCCAUGAGGCCGAAGGCCAAAUGGGCUAUUGACUCAGAGGCCAUGAGGGCGAGAGGAAUAAUUGUUUUAGUGAAAUUCAACUAGUUGGUCAAAAAUAUCGAAAAUAAAAAACGUUUAGUUACCGGUAGUUAAAGCUAGACUCUAAUCCUUUUUUGCCGCCAAAAAUCCUGCGCUUUUCGCUACUAGUGGGCUAUAACAUAUAGCCUAGUAGUAGCUCAACCAAUCAGAACGCAACAUUGAUAAUAACCACUAGUUGGAUUUUACUAAAUACUGGUACAUUGAUCUUCUGUACAAGUAAUCAACAACAAAAUCUUCUUCAUGAAAUUAAGACCGUCACCAAGGACCCACUUAGCCUAAAUUUCCAACCCCAAAAUUAACCUUUAUUGCCAGACUUCAAAAAAUGUAGGUUCUUACGAGCGGUUUUUAUACUGUACUUAUUACUGGAACACAAGCUGUUUAUUAAUCUGUAUGUUUUUAUUAUAGAAAAUGGCACACAAAUAAACAACAAAAUGGGUAAAUAAUCUCUUUCUGUCUAUGUUCAAAUAUUUUCGAACGAAUUCAUUCAUUUUGAUAACUGUAUAACACUUUUUAAGUUUUUUCUUUUUCUGAACAGGAAAACCCAAGCCGCGAUACAUGUUCGAUAUUCUGGCGGCAGAUGAAGAGUACAAACGGCGUUUUAAAAUCAAACAACGUGAGAUAGUGGAAGAAGAAACAGAAACUGAACACUCUACGUAAAAACAAAGAAAGAAAAUAUAUAAAGAUAAGUACACAUGCAUCUUUAAUGUAUAACCGUUUUGCAAACCUCUUUAUAAAAAAAAAGUGUCUCGCAGUCCGAAACAAAUUAUUUCAGAGUUAAAAUUGUUCGAGUUACGAAAGCCCAAAUGAUAUGCCCCAACGUACCAUCUUUUGUUUUUGUUAAAGUAGCCUUUAUUUCCCCUUCCCCUCACCUUUUUGCACCUGUCUCGCAGGCUAUAACCCUCUGGGUUAGGUUGUUUUUGUUUUUUAUACAUCACUGAGAAAUACUGGACUAUUUCAUUACCCAAUUGCUUCGCUAACAGGGGAUAUAUUUUCCUGUUUACUCUUCUCUGUUUCUUUCUCAGCCCGUUCGUUUUGUGGAAAAAUCUGGAUAACAGGUAAUUAGUUUGUCAGGUAUGCUUAAUUCGGUUCCAUUUCUCACAUACUGGGAUGGCUGGAUCAUUAAUAUCUUGUUCAUGUCGGUCGAAGUCGUUUUCAGAGAAACACCCUUAUCAAAACAAAUAAAUAAGAGUACUUUGAUGACAGGUGCUUAACAGACAGAUCUGAGCUUUCAAGGGUCUAUCUUGCCUCUCCUCCGCAGAAACCUCUUUGUGUUCUAGGGAGGCUGAAAAGAGGGUCUCAAUGGGGUUAACCGAUAGGCGUAAAACGGCCAAAAAUUUAGCCGAUAGCCGUAAAAAUAGAAAAAUUUUAACCGUUAGCCGUAAAUAGGGUAAAAAAGAGUUAACCGUAAAAGAAAGUGUUUCCUAGAUUUGCUACUUUUAAGGAAGAUACUAAACUCACUUAUGGUUCCGUUUUUUAUUUCCCGGCUAGUGUGAUUCUGUACGCACGUUAGGCGAAGCGCCUUAACCAAGACCUAGGUUCCAUUUCCAGCGCUCUCUCGGGGAACAAAUUUUUUCCAUAGCGAAAGUGUGGCUUCUUGCUUGGGAUUAAUAUUUGCAAUUUUCCGGAGGUCGUGCCCUCGAAACACUAAGGAAACAACACGCAGAGAUGUCACUGUUUGUUAAACACGUUGCCGAUAAACAACAUUUCCCUGUUUUUCUCUGACGCUACGGUAGACAUUGCCAUGCCUAGUCCCCGUACGGCGUCUUCCCACGCAAUCUCGGUCAAGGUAUUUCGGUGGCGAACUCGCUCGGACCACGUGACCCGAAACGCAUUAGCCGCACGGAAUAAUGCGGCCUACGGACAAGGCAACGGCAGACAGUCGUUCCGUACAUUCCUUCACUAUCAUUAAAAACACUGGACACGGGAAUAUUGUUAUUGGCCGUUUUCACACUAGAGCUAGAAAUGGAUCAUCCGUCUGAGACUAGCCUAGUGUACAGACUAGACUAGACUAGUGUACAGUCGCGUCCUCCCCACAGACACCCCUUCUCCGAAAUUUUCUGAGUGGAGGGGGCGGCUGUACACAGGCUAUCUGGAACGGAUAAUCCUGGAUAAUCCUGAGAUGAUCCGAAGACCUUUAUUCAAAAAAAUACAGGUUAAUUAAUAUUUAAUUUUUUGAAACAAAAGAAGUUAAUUUUUAACUUUUUCGUUAACCGUAACUGAAAAAAAUUAACCGAUAGCCGUAAAAGAGCCAAAAUUUUAGCCGAUAACCGUAGAGGCCACCACCCCAUUGAGACCCUCUGAAAAGAGAGCAAAAUAUAGCGCACAGGGGACCAUGGGAAGAGGAAAGAAAGGAAGAAAUUCCAGUUACCAACAACUUCAUUUGUUUUCCUUAGGUUGUCGGGGUAACCGGAAAAAAAUGCGUCAAAGGACCGUUUUCGUGUUAACAGUAUGUACUGUAAAAGCUGUAGCUGUACAACAGAG
This is a messenger RNA of Porites lobata, 5482 nucleotides long. NCBI's taxonomy places the organism in Eukaryota, Metazoa, Cnidaria, Anthozoa, Scleractinia, Poritidae. The record is from the annotation of a GenBank genome assembly.